Messenger RNA from Linum trigynum, 1260 nucleotides. The record is from the annotation of a GenBank genome assembly. Lineage: Eukaryota; Viridiplantae; Streptophyta; Magnoliopsida; Malpighiales; Linaceae.
AUGGGUUAUGUGUGUGAUUUUUGUGGUGAGCAGAGGUCGAUGGUAUAUUGUCGCUCAGAUGCGGCUUGCUUGUGUCUAUCAUGUGAUAGAAAUGUUCACGCUGCCAAUGCUCUAUCGAAGCGCCAUUCGAGAACCCUCUUGUGUGAAAGGUGCAGUUCACAACCUGCGCUAGUUAGGUGUGCAGAAGAGAAGGUCUCGCUUUGUCAGAACUGCGAUUGGACGGGUCAUGGCACCUCGACAUCAGCUUCCGCACACAAGAGGCAAACUAUCAAUUGUUAUUCUGGUUGCCCUUCAGCUUCCGAGCUUUCUUCGAUAUGGUCUUUCGUUCUGGACUUCCCUUCUGCCAGCGAAUCUACUUAUGAGCAAAACAUGGGAUUAAUGAGCAUAGCUGAAAAUGUUGCCACGGAGACAUGGCCGUCGUCUAAGGAAGAAGCUGAUCGCCAAAAUUUGGAGAGUAUUCUUCAGAUGAGCGAUUCACGUGAGGUUGGUAAAUCAAGUACUUGGGAUGAGUCUCGAUUGAUGUCUGGGUCAACCACCAACCCACACAGACAAGCUCAUCAGCCUGCUGGAUCGGGUAGUUCAACAUUGCCAAAGUUAGGUUAUCCUGGAAGUAAAAGUGCUACAUUCUCUGGAGAUGAUGGUCUUUAUGAUGACUUCAAUAUGGAUGAGAUGGAUUUGAAUCUUGAAAACUAUGAUGAGCUCUUUGGUGUCGGUCUCAACAAUCCAGAGGAAGCUUUUGAGGGUGCUGGAAUUGCUAGUUUGUUCGGAACAAAGGACAUGUCUGGCGCUGAAUCCAACUGCCAGGGUUCUGCUGCAGCUGAGGUGUCAUCAGUUGGACGUGUGAAUGCAAUGCAGCAGCCCACAUGCAGCAAUGCAGCAUCUGCGGAUUCCAUUGUUAGCACUAAAACUGAACCAGUUAUCUGUGUUACGGCAAGGCAAGGUCAUUCGACUCUUUCGUUUUCGGGCAUUACUGGGGAUAGUAGCGCUGCAGCAGAUUAUCAAGAUUGUGGAGCUUCUCCAAUGCUGCUUAUGGGAGAGCCUCCUUGGGGUCCCCCUGGUGCCGAGGGCUCCCCAUCGGCAAACCGGACUAAUGCUGUGAUGCGGUACAAGGAAAAAAAGAAGACACGCCAGUUUGAAAAGAGAGUGCGGUAUGCUUCGCGCAAAGCAAGAGCCGAUGUACGGAAGCGUGUGAAGGGCCGGUUCGUGAAAGCCGGUGAACAUUACGAUUACGAUCCCUUGACGGAAACCAGAAGCUACUGA